AUGGCAAAGAAGGCUACGAACUGGAAACUGUGGGGGAAGAUGAUGCUCGGCGGAGGAGCCAUUUGCGUUGGCGGCCCGGCCUUCACCAUGUGGGUAUCGCCGACGGAGGAGGAGCUGUUCAAGAGAUACAACCCCGAGCUGCAGGCGAGAAGCCUGGCCAACCGCGAGAAGACGCAGGCCGAGUUUGACCAGUUUGUCACGAAGUUGAAGGAGUACUCAAAGUCGGACAAGCCGAUUUGGGUAGUACGGGACGAGGAUAUCGAGAGACAGAGGUUGGCGCGGGCCGAAGAGCAAAGGAGAAGGGAAGCCGAGCUGAAGGCCCAGCAAGACACGAUGAGAAGAGAGUCGGGGCUUUCGAAUGAUCUGGACUGA
Molecule: messenger RNA, 372 nt
Organism: Colletotrichum graminicola M1.001
Lineage: Eukaryota; Fungi; Ascomycota; Sordariomycetes; Glomerellales; Glomerellaceae
Product: assembly factor cbp-4
Exons: 3
Coding region: 1-372 (123 amino acids)
Biological process (GO): mitochondrial respiratory chain complex III assembly
Cellular component (GO): mitochondrial membrane
Source: RefSeq, a predicted model, not a curated record